Myxozyma melibiosi is the source of this 1764-nucleotide messenger RNA. RefSeq lists its product as uncharacterized. Gene Ontology annotation, cellular component: cytoplasm; mRNA cleavage factor complex. Lineage: Eukaryota; Fungi; Ascomycota; Lipomycetes; Lipomycetales; Lipomycetaceae. Gene Ontology annotation, molecular function: mRNA binding; RNA polymerase II complex binding. Gene Ontology annotation, biological process: termination of RNA polymerase II transcription. Bases 1 to 1764 code for a protein of 587 amino acids. The transcript is spliced from 4 exons. The record is from RefSeq and is a predicted model, not a curated record.
AUGCAAGAAGAACUGGAGGAUAUCCGACAGGAAUACGCGACUUCGCUGGAAGAACUCACUUUCAACUCGAAACCAAUCAUCUCCAACCUUACGAUCAUCGCUCAGGAGAACAUGCAAGCGGCUGAGGUUAUAUCUCGGACGAUCGAAGAUCAUAUUGGCAAAUGCGCUCCAGGCCAUAAACUACCGGUGCUCUAUCUGCUAGACUCCAUCUGCAAGAAUAUCGGUAGUCCAUACACCACCCUGUUUGGCCGGAAUCUCUACCGUACCUUCACGGAUGCUUACACGCUCGUCAAUGAUGCGAUCCGCAAGAAAAUGCAUGAACUCUUCCAAACAUGGAAACAGCCGGUACCGAGUACUGGACAGCCUCUUUUCCCGAACGAGCCCUUGCGCAGGAUUGAAAAUUACCUGAAUAAGGCCCGGUCAGCGGUGUUGGAGAUCCAGCAGAAUUACGUGCCGCCUUUUCGGUCUACGCCUCCGACGCAACACGCUCGCCCGGCGUACGCGGUCCCAGACGCAGCCAGAGGGUAUCCGUCGGUGACGGCUGCCCCGGCUUCGGCAGGUAGUGGAUACUCUGCAUAUGCUCAGGCGCCCGAGUCAGGGAAUGGUUAUCAAGGUUAUGUCGAGAAUAAGCCUGCUGCCGCUGCACCAGUCACAAAAGCGAGCUUGACCGCAGAACUGAGCACACUAAUCGAGCUCACGCGGGAGAAAAUACAAGACAACCCCGGCGAUGUGGAUGCAGGAACCCAGCUAUCUGCUCUCACGCAACUAUUUCAGAUCGUGUCGUCGUCCGAUCUGCCACAGAACCAGUUGCAGACAAUCAAGGACGAGCUUAACGUGCUAGCGGAGGAUCUUCGACGAAACAAAAACAAGCGGAAAGCUGCUAUGGCCGCAGACGCCGCCCCUCCUCCCGCCAAGCGGCAGACUCCUAUGUGGACAGCACCCACACCAGCUUCAGUGCCUCUUCUACCCCAGCAACAGCCAGUCAACCAGUUGAAUUUGGGUGCACUCCAGCCUGACCUGCUCGCGCAGUUGUUGGCUUCGGUACCCCAGCAACCUCAACCACAACAGCAGUAUGCGUCCAAUGCGAACGCGUUGACUGCGGCCUUGGCUGGAAUUCCUGGUUUUGGCUUGCCGAUUCAGCAGCAGCCUCAGCAGGCUUCUGCUAAUGACGCGGCUGCCCUUUUCGCGUCUCUUAUGAGUGCUGGACUGAUCAAUGCGCCUGCAGCACCGGCGAGGCAGAACAGAAUGUUGGAGAAGAUUAUGGGGCCAGAUGUCGAGCUUUCUAAUAAGUUCAUUCAAAAGCCCCGUCCGGACUUUGUAUUUUUAUUGUACGACUCCCUUCCACUUCUCUGCGGCACAUGUGGCCGCCGCUUCGCAGACACAGAACGCGAUCGCAAGAUUCGAGACGCCCAUCUGGACUGGCAUUUCCGCGUGAACAAACGCCUGCGCGACGAUAGUCGAGGGCAAAGUCGAAGCUGGUAUCUGGGCGAGGAAGCAUGGAUUCAGUCGGCAGACGCGGACGCCGACUCAUCGAAAACAGGCGGUGGUGCGGAGCGGGCGAAGAAGAUGCAGGAGGUGUCGCAAAAGUAUAUACUGACGCCCAAAGAAGCUUCGGUGGUGAACACGCCGUGUCCGAUCUGUAUGGAAAAAUUCAAGAGCGUGUGGAAUGAAAAAGCGGAGGAUUGGGUGUGGAUGAACGCGAUCAAGCAUUCGAACGGGAAGAUUUACCACGGGACUUGUGCGUUUGAGUGUGGUCUGCUGUAG